CAGUUUCACAAUUCGGACUAUUUUUAGAGUUUUCUCUAUUCGUAAAAAGGUAGAGAAACAAAGAAGAAAGAGAAGAAGAAGAAAUGGAAGGGAAAGAGGAAGAUGCAAAGAGGAGGAUGAUGAUGAUGAAGAUCAAGCUUAAGGGGGCAGAAGAGAUCAGCCAAGAGGACAUCAAAAGACAAGAAGCUUACAACAUGUCUCCACGUGCACGUGGUGGUGUUGCUGGUGGAGGUGGUUCAAUCGGUAUGAGCAAGUCAUCAAGCGUGAGGCAAAACUGUUUAUGCGCACCAACGACACACCCUGGCUCCUUCAGGUGCCGUUACCACCGUCGCACCGCUGGACUUGGAAUGUCACGUGGCAUCUCCGUUCCGUCCAACCUUUCCAUGUUGGGUGGAGACUCUAAUUCUGCCUCUCCUAAGUGAUCAGAUCGAUGAUAUUUUAUGUGCUUUUUCCUUCUCAUCGUAUUUCAAAAUUCCUCGUUUGUGUCUGUGUAUAUACCAAAAAACAAAUAUAUGCAUAAGUAGAGAAAUCUCUGGUUAUUCACUUUGCUGUUUGCACAAAUGAAAUAAAGUCAAGUGAU
Messenger RNA from Capsella rubella, 580 nucleotides. RefSeq lists its product as uncharacterized. The record is from RefSeq and is a predicted model, not a curated record. The transcript has a single exon. Bases 84 to 422 code for a protein of 112 amino acids. NCBI's taxonomy places the organism in Eukaryota, Viridiplantae, Streptophyta, Magnoliopsida, Brassicales, Brassicaceae.